GCACGCUAUCCAAUCUUUUCGACGGUCGAGCCGACCGAGUGUCAUUAACACUUCAGACGCGUGUCUCCUUCUUCAGGUUCAACUCGACUCCGUUAAGACAUCAAGAUGGGCAUCUCUAUGGAACGCAAGGGCGAAUACUUCAUCAAGUUGGAGAACUUGUUGGAAACGUACAACAAGAUCUUCUUGGUGUCCGUGGACAACGUCGGGUCCAACCAGAUCCAGCAAAUCCGUAUCGCGUUGCGCGGCACGGCCGAGGUGCUCAUGGGCAAGAACACGAUGAUCCGCAAGGUCUUCAACAACUUCGUCCGCAAGAACCCUGGUCACCCCCUCGAAGCGUUGAUCCCUGCCCUCCGCGGCAACGUCGGCUUUGUGUUCACCAACGGUGACCUCGGCAAGGUGCGCGAAACGUUGGAAGCCAACAAGGUGCCUGCCCCCGCGCGUGUCAACGCCGUGGCCCCCGUCGAUGUGUGGUGCCCUGCCGGUCCCACCGGUUGCGACCCCGGCCAGACUUCGUUCUUCCAAGCCUUGCAAAUCGGUACCAAGAUCCAAAAGGGUCAAAUUGAAAUCGUCGCCGACGUGCUCUUGACCAAGGCCGGCGAAAAGGUCGGUAACUCCGAAGCCGUCUUGUUGCAAAAGUUGAACAUCCGCCCGUUCUCGUAUGGUUUGAUCAUUGUCAGCGUGUACGACAACGGUUCCAUCUUCGACCCCGCUGUCUUGGACUUGACCGAAGACAACUUGACCCAAAAGUUCGUCGCCGGUCUCCGCAACGUGGCCGCGUUCUCGCUGGCGUUGGGCUUCCCUACGCUCGCGUCGAUCCCUCACUCGUUGGCCAACGCCUUCAAGACCCUCGUUGCCAUUGCCGUGGAAUCGGAAAACUUCUCCUUCAAGAAGGCCGACCCGUUCAAGGCGUACUUGGCUGAUCCGUCCGCGUUCGCCUCGGCGGCCCCUGCUGCCGCCGGUGGUGCUGCCCCGGCCGCCGCCGCCGCUGCCCCCGUGGAAGAAGAUGAAGAAGCUGAUGUCGGUGCCGGUGACAUGUUUGGCGGCUCGGACUAUUAAGCGAUUGUUGGUUGCAACACGUUUGCCUUGACGACUGUACGGGGUGCACGCAUCCCAUGAAGUGUUAAGUAAUAUGACAAGUGCCUACCUGUCAA
Messenger RNA from Aphanomyces astaci, 1151 nucleotides. RefSeq lists its product as hypothetical. Gene Ontology annotation, molecular function: large ribosomal subunit rRNA binding; structural constituent of ribosome. The record is from RefSeq and is a predicted model, not a curated record. Gene Ontology annotation, biological process: ribosome biogenesis; cytoplasmic translation; ribosomal large subunit assembly. Bases 106 to 1056 code for a protein of 316 amino acids. The transcript has a single exon. NCBI's taxonomy places the organism in Eukaryota, Oomycota, Saprolegniomycetes, Saprolegniales, Verrucalvaceae. Gene Ontology annotation, cellular component: cytosolic large ribosomal subunit.